AUGGAGCUCUUUCGUCUGCUCCUUUACGUACUAAUUCUUGGCAGUGUUCACGCUUCCUUGCCUUACCAUCUUUCCGAUACGGAAUAUAAGUGUCAGUCCUUCUUGGAUACUAUCUUCCGCGCCGGCAACCGUCUAUCCGACUACAUCGACUCCCAAGGUGAACUCAUCCCGUGGUACGGCGUCAGUAUCGGCAACGUCUAUCGUUACUUCAUUGACACCGGUCUCUUCUGA
Molecule: messenger RNA, 231 nt
Organism: Alternaria burnsii
Lineage: Eukaryota; Fungi; Ascomycota; Dothideomycetes; Pleosporales; Pleosporaceae
Exons: 2
Coding region: 1-231 (76 amino acids)
Source: RefSeq, a predicted model, not a curated record